AUGCUCGCCGCAACCAUCGUCACCGCCCUCGUUGGCAGCUCCAUCGUCGCAGCUGCCCCUGCCGAUAUCUCAGCUCGCCAGGUCGCUGCCCAGAGCGUCAUCUGCAGCGGUACAUACAGCAAUGCUCAAUGUUGCGCGACCGACGUCCUCGGUGUUGCUGACUUGAACUGCGCAAACCUACUGACAAUGAAUCUUUGCANNGCACCAAGCACUCCCACCAACGAGACUGACUUUAUCAACAUUUGCGCUACCGAGGGCCAACAGGCUCGUUGCUGCUUGUUGCCUAUUGUGAGUUGUGUGGUGCUGCGCUUAGACGAGUCGAGACUAAUAUCUUUGCUUUUAGNNCUUGGUCAAGCUCUGCUGUGUGGUUCGCCUCUGGGUUAA
This is a messenger RNA of Aureobasidium uvarum, 384 nucleotides long. NCBI's taxonomy places the organism in Eukaryota, Fungi, Ascomycota, Dothideomycetes, Dothideales, Saccotheciaceae. The record is from the annotation of a GenBank genome assembly.